UGUGCGAUUUCACAGGGAGAGGCCUCUGCUUUUUUUUUUUUUUGCGUCCUCAUUGGUCCAGACAAGCUUGAAAGCCUCCAUUGAGCCAGUCGGCAGGAAUUUGGGGUGCUAAUGCCACGCUCGGGAGGCGGAAUUUGUGUGAUUCUAGACACUAGCUGACCAUUCACUUUGCGAGUUCUGCCCACCUCCUCCUGUAACUUCUCUCGUUCACUCCUUGCUUCUUUUUACUCACUUUGUGUCGAAGUGUGUGAACUAACAACCCGCUGACGGCUUUGGUAAUCCAGCAUCAUGACUUUGACAUACUUGUUUGGGCGGAAGUGGAGGCUGGUGCUGAGUGCUCUCCUUAUUUGUAUCGUAAUCUCCGAGUUAGCUUACUGUCAUAAAGAUGCUCAAGAGCAGAGGAGGAGGCCAGGGAGGAAGGCCAAGCUUGGCAAACCCAAACUGGCCAAAGCAGCGAAGAAAGGGACCCUGGGUCCAAAAGCCAAACCGAAAGUUAAAGCAUCGACGCAGGCUAAGGCCUUGCUUACACAGGUGAUUAACAGAGGUAAGUUCAUCAAGGUGGAAGAGACAAUAAGUGUGCACGUUGGAGACGCUCUGGAGUUGAGGUGCAGGGGUAAACCCGUCCAGUGGGGCGUCCCAUCGUACCUGGAGGAAGAUGAUGAUGGCAGGCUCAGGAUUGUCCAGCAUGAGCGUUAUGGUGUUCUGACACUAGUCAACACUACGGGUGCAGACACAGGGGAGUACACCUGCUACCCGAUGUUCUGUGAGGACACAGAUUGCAGAAAGAAAUACGACAAAGCUGCCAAAGUCUUUGUUUUCUUCCCUGACCCUCAGGAGCUUUUCGUCCCAUCGUCUGACUACUACGAGGUAAUCCAGCUGAGAACCAACUGGCCGACUCGUCUGCCCUGCCAGGUGACAUCGCCCGCUGCCAAUGUGACGCUGCACCGUGAGUUUCCGCCAGUGGAGGUGGCAGUGGACGGGACGGAGAUCUCCUUCAAUGUGCAGAAAGGUUUCACCAUACAUCGACCGCGGCCCCAUCAUGCCGGCGCCUUGUACUGUGUGGCCAGCCUGGGGGGCCUGAGGCAGAGCUCCACCAAGUACAUGCUCAUCUAUGUCAACUACCCCAUGGCACCCCCCGGCCCAGUGAUCCAGUCCAGUUCGAGCUCUUUGGCAGCUGGUGACAAUCUACGUCUCAGCUGCACUGUGAUGGGAGAGAGGAAUGUGGCAGUGGAGAUCACAUGGGAGUACCCUGGACAGCAGAUAGGGAGGCCUCUGUACACGCUCGAGAGCAUCAAUCCUGUCGGCGGGGGCUCAGAUGGACAGCAGACUCAGUCCAUUCUCCUGGUGGACGAGGUGAGGGACGUGGACCAAGGAGCAUACACUUGCACUGCUGAGAACCUGCAAGGAUCCAAAUCCGUGUCCACCACAGUCAAAGUGCUUCCCAAAGCUAAACCUCCCAAACCGUGAAGAACUUCUUGACUGACAGAGGGCAGCAUGUUUCACUUUUGUAUCCAACCAGUCCUGGGAGGACAUAAUCCCAGAAGAAAAAUAGUGGGGAUGCAUGUAGUUGUUCCAUUGAAAUGUACAUGAAAUAUUGUGUAUCGCAGGUUUAGAUAUUAAACUGCUUUUCAGA
This is a messenger RNA of Phycodurus eques (leafy seadragon), 1633 nucleotides long. RefSeq names its product platelet-derived growth factor receptor-like protein. The transcript is spliced from 7 exons. NCBI's taxonomy places the organism in Eukaryota, Metazoa, Chordata, Actinopteri, Syngnathiformes, Syngnathidae. The record is from RefSeq and is a predicted model, not a curated record. The coding region runs from base 289 to 1467 and encodes 392 amino acids.